AUGCCACGCAAAGGCCUUGAUACAUUUUGGCUUAUAGUAGUGACCAGAGAAGACAGGCUAUGGAACGAAGUGAAGUACGUCGUGCGCUGCACCUACAUCAAGCAGCUCCUCCCCAACCUCGAGCCCACCCUGGCCGCAAUGAUUUUGCAGUGGGAACGUGGCCAGCGGCAAAUCGACCACAUCGUCCUCCACUCACACUCCGUCAGCGGUGACAAUAUGGUCGACUGGGAUAAGCUGACCCCACUGGUGGCCGAGCUGGCCGGGAAGCUCGCGCGCGGGAAAACCGGCGCUGUCUCACUGGGCGGCGACUCGAACACAUGGCUGAUACGCCGUCACCGUUGGAGCAAUGAGGGUCUCCUGAUUGCCGUGCGGCCCAAGAUGAUCUUGAUCGUCACGUGUGACUACACGUUCCGCAGGGGUUCGCCUUGGACUGACUGGCACAAGUACAACAGGGCCAUCGAUCGCGCCGAGGUGCAACUGCGCCCGCGUCGUCUGAAAGUCCACUACGAUGAGGAGCUCAAUAUGUGGUCCGAGUCGGUUGGCGAGUUGGAGCUCCUCUUCCACAAGCGCAAGUUUGAGGCCGGCGUCAAGCAGUUCCACGCUCAAGCCCCCUUUUGCUCGAUCCCGAAGCGAGAGCUUGCCAUUCACCAGUUCUUGGACAAUCCGGCUGCUACCCGCUUCUUGCUGGAGCCGGAAUUUGGACUGGAGUCGCCGUACAAGGCCGUGGACCACGUGGUCAAGUACUACGCCCAGAACCAGUACGCGAAGGAGGAA
Messenger RNA from Mesorhabditis spiculigera, 774 nucleotides. The record is from the annotation of a GenBank genome assembly. NCBI's taxonomy places the organism in Eukaryota, Metazoa, Nematoda, Chromadorea, Rhabditida, Rhabditidae.